Molecule: messenger RNA, 2553 nt
Organism: Homalodisca vitripennis (glassy-winged sharpshooter)
Lineage: Eukaryota; Metazoa; Arthropoda; Insecta; Hemiptera; Cicadellidae
Product: DNA repair protein REV1-like
Exons: 9
Coding region: 361-2529 (722 amino acids)
Biological process (GO): error-prone translesion synthesis; error-free translesion synthesis
Cellular component (GO): nucleus
Molecular function (GO): damaged DNA binding; deoxycytidyl transferase activity; DNA-directed DNA polymerase activity
Source: RefSeq, a predicted model, not a curated record
GUGUGAGAACCAUGAAUAGCAAUUCGAUAAAAAAUGACUUUCUGACGUUUGGUUGUGAAACUGGAUUAUGUAUGUUUACGUUAUCUAGUUUGGUUAUGUUUAUGUUUUUUUAAUGCAAUUGUAUUGUUUUGUUUAUGGAUAUGGAAAGUUUACUGUUAUGAUUUUUGUAAUGUAAUGUUUACCUGACACUUUUGUAAUUUUUAGUACUUUUAUUUUAAGUUAUUGUUUAUUUAAAUAAUUUAAUAAUUUGAAAAGUUCUCUGAUGCAGUGAUCCCAACAAAAUUAAAUACUUCAUACAUUUUGAAGAUAACCGAAGUUUUGUAAUAAUUAGGCCUAUCUAGUUAGUUGUAAUAAAAUAACAUGAAAAGAAGAAAGCGAGGACGAGGAUUUGAAGAUAAUGGCUUUGCAGAAUGGGGUGGUUAUAUGGAGGCAAAGAAAACUAAACUUCAAGACCAGUUUAAGAUAGAGGCUGCAAGAGAACCACAAACCGACAGUACUCGGAUCUUUGAUGGAGUUGCCAUCUUCGUCAAUGGAUAUUCAGUUCCCUCAGCAGACGAGUUGAAGCUAUUGAUGAUGAAACAUGGAGGAGUGUAUCACCACUACUUCCGAAACGGCAAGACCACGCACAUAAUUGCUACCAACUUACCAGAUACUAAAGUGAAACAGUUAAAGCACAUGAAUGUUGUCAAGCCUGACUGGAUAGUUGAAUCGAUAGCUGCUGGAAGACUCCUUGAUUUUCGACAGUACUUGCUGUACUCUCACCAGUCCAAGACACAACCCAAACUUAUGUUCAAACCUGUCUCUGAACCCAGCACAAGUUCUACUAGCAAUGCUCCUGACAUGCAUGAAGAUUUUGAUCAAGAAACUGAUACUCCGUCAACUACUGAUAGAACCAUACAAUCUUUUGAAGAAAGUGAACACAUUGAUCCCGUUAAAACUCCAUCUCAGUUUGACCAAAAUCACAAAGAAAUAGGUAAUCAAAUAAAACCUGUUACUGAAUGUAAAGAUUCUCUGACAACAGUAAAAACUGGAAUACACAGUAUAAAAACUGCUAGUGAGGCUGGGUUUUUGACAGAAUUUUAUAACAAUUCUCGACUCCAUCAUAUAUCCACAAUGGGCGCAUCUUUCAAACAGUACGUGAAUAGUCUAAGGGAGAAAUGUACAGGUGUAUUUCCAGGAAUGGAAAGAUUGAAAGCGUUAAAACAAAAUCAACCAGCCAACGUUGUCCAACAAUGUGAUACAUUCCGGAAAUAUGAAAAAGUUGUGAUGCACAUAGACAUGGACUGUUUUUUUGUUUCCGUUGGCUUGCGAAAUAGACCAGAACUGAAGGGGUUUCCCGUUGCUGUUACUCAUGCCAAAGCCAGUGCUGAAAACAGCAGUUCUCACAGGACCGGAGUCGACCGUAAGGCUGAGUUUGAUUUGUACAAAACAAGAAGGGAAGAAAAGGUCAAAGGUAAAUAUCAGCAAGAUGGUCCAAAUAAUGACGUUAAACCGUGGUCGGACUGGGUGGAAGCUGUUAGUGAGAAUGAUUCUAUGUCUGAGAUAGCCUCAUGCAACUACGAGGCUCGCAAAUAUGGGCUGAAGAAUGGCAUGUUUCUGGGUCAAGCACUGAAACUUUGCCCAAAUUUGAAAACGAUUCCAUACGACUUUAAUGGUUAUAAAGAAGUUGCUUAUUGCCUUUACGACACUAUAGCUAGUUAUACUGUGGACAUAGAGGCUGUCAGUUGUGAUGAGAUGUUUGUGGAUUGUACGAAUCUGCUGAACAUUACUGGUACCUCUUCUCCGCAACAGUUGGCGUCACUGCUUAGGACUGAGAUCAAGGACAAAACAGGAUGUCCGUGCUCAACAGGGUUCGGCAGCAACCGUCUGCAGGCACGGUUGGCUACCAAGAGAGCUAAGCCAGAUGGCCAGUACUACUUGGAGCCUGCGGAUGUGCACACAUUUAUGUCAGACAUUAAAGUCUCUGAUCUUCCAGGUGUGGGAAGAUCCACGAGCUAUAAACUGUCCACCAUGGGUAUCCAGACGUGUCUGGACUUGCAGCAAGUGCCUCUCUCCAAGCUUCAGGCAGAGUUUGGCGUCAAAAGUGGGGAAGCUCUUUACAAGCACUGCCGAGGUGAAGACACUAAGAAAUUAGUGUUUGGUCAAGUCAGAAAGUCCGUGUCUGCGGAAGUGAACUACGGGAUCAGAUUCCAGAACCAGAGUGAGGCAGACACAUUUCUAGAGGAGUUGUCACGAGAAGUUCACAACAGACUCCAGGAGGUGAACAUGAAGACCCGAGUUGUUACUUUGAAACUUAUGAUCAAGGCUAAAGAUGCUCCAGCAGAGAGUGCGAAAUUCCUGGGUCAUGGAGUUUGUGACCAAAUCUCCAGGUCGUCUCCUCUUCAGAUUGCUACUUCAGAUCUUGACUCCAUUAUCAGGGAAGUGAAAAUCCUUGAGUCGACAACUGAGUGUAGAUCCUACAGAACUGCGGGGUAUUGGCAUCCAGCUGACCCGGUUGGAGGGCGAAAAGUCUGUGAGACCAUCAGCUAAUGCUUUAGAUAAAUUUCUAAGGCC